AUGUCGUUCUCCGUUUUCUCCAAAUUCCCCUCAUCUCGCAGACUUGCACGUCUUCCCCGAGUGCUCGCUGCUUCCCCCAGAUGUGCCCCAAGCCACAGGGCGUUUAGCGCUGUUUCUAGACAGUCGUCCUUCUCGCCUAGGGCUCAGCUCAACCGGACGGGUGCCUCUCUGCAGCGGUAUUCCACCGCAACAUUGCCGACCGGCCUUGAGGUUGAGAUCACUGCACCAAACGGCCAGACCUGGUUGCAGCCGCAGGGCCUGUUCAUCAACAAUGAAUAUGUCAAGAGCAGCACGGGCGACACGGUCGUGACCAUCAACCCCACCACCGAGGAGGAAAUCUGCGCUGUUUAUGCCGCAUCGGCCAAGGAUGUCGACACGGCCGUCAAGGCGGCCCGCAAGGCCUUCCGCGACCCGUCGUGGAAGAAGCUGUCGGGCACCGAGCGCGGCAAGCUGCUGUACAAGCUGGCUGACCUGGCCGAGAAGAACGCCGAGAUCCUGGCCACGAUCGAGACGCUUGACAACGGCAAGCCGUACAAGACGUCGCUCAACGACAGCGUGACUGAGUUUGUUGACACGCUUCGCUACUAUGCCGGCUGGGCCGACAAGGUCCAGGGCAACGUCAUCGACGUCGGGCCCAACAAGAUGGCCUUUACCGUCCACGAGCCGCUGGGCGUUUGUGGCCAGAUCAUCCCCUGGAACUUCCCCCUCGAGAUGGCCGCCUGGAAGCUGGGUCCGGCUCUCGCCUGCGGCAACACCAUCGUGCUCAAGCUGGCCGAGCAGACCCCGCUGUCGAUGCUGUACAUGACCAAGCUCAUCAAGGAGGCUGGCUUCCCGCCCGGCGUUAUCAACGUUAUCAACGGCUACGGCCGUGAGGCCGGUGCCGCCCUCUCCCAGCACGAGGACGUCGACAAGAUCGCCUUUACCGGCAGCACGGCCACCGGUCGAGAGAUCAUGAAGAUGGCCGCCAGCAACCUUAAGAACGUCACACUUGAGACCGGUGGCAAGUCGCCGCUGCUCGUCUUCUCAGACGCUGAUCUCGACCUGGCUGCCACUUGGGCCCACUCGGGCAUCAUGUACAACCAGGGCCAGAUCUGCACGGCCACGUCGCGCAUCCUCGUCCACUCUUCCGUUCAUGACCGCUUCGUCGAGCUGUUUAAGGCCGCCGUCUCCGAGGUCUCCAUCGUCGGUGACCCCUUCCACGAGGAUACCUUCCAGGGUCCCCAGGUCACCCGUGCCCAGUAUGAGAACGUGCUCCGGUUCGUCCAGGUCGGCCAGGACGAGGGCGCCACCCUUGUUAUGGGCGGUCGUCCCAAGGGCGGCCCGUUGGCACACGAUGGCCACACAAACAAGGGCUUCUUCGUCGAGCCGACCGUGUUCACAGAUGUGACGCCGAACAUGACCAUUUUCCGCGAGGAGAUCUUCGGACCUUGUGUGGCUAUUGCCAAGUUUGAGACUGAGGAGGAAGCUUUGGAAAUGGCCAACGACUCAACGUACGGCCUAGGUGCUGCCGUCUUCACCCGCAACCUGACCCGGGCUCACCGCGUGUCCCGUGAGAUCGUUGCUGGCAUGGUGUGGAUCAACAGCAGCAAUGACAUUGACUUCCGCGUGCCGUUUGGCGGUGUCAAGCAGUCUGGUAUCGGCCGGGAACUCGGCGAGGCCGGCCUGGCGGUGUACAGCACGUCGAAGAGCAUCCACAUCAACAUGGAGGCGAGCUGA
Grosmannia clavigera kw1407 is the source of this 1716-nucleotide messenger RNA. RefSeq names its product aldehyde dehydrogenase. The record is from RefSeq and is a predicted model, not a curated record. The coding region runs from base 1 to 1716 and encodes 571 amino acids. NCBI's taxonomy places the organism in Eukaryota, Fungi, Ascomycota, Sordariomycetes, Ophiostomatales, Ophiostomataceae. The transcript has 2 exons. Gene Ontology annotation, molecular function: oxidoreductase activity, acting on the aldehyde or oxo group of donors, NAD or NADP as acceptor.